Molecule: messenger RNA, 425 nt
Organism: Rubroshorea leprosula
Lineage: Eukaryota; Viridiplantae; Streptophyta; Magnoliopsida; Malvales; Dipterocarpaceae
Source: the annotation of a GenBank genome assembly
GGAGUGGUUGGGAUAGAGGGAAGGUAAUCGGAUGGCUGGGAUUCUGUGUCUCCCUCGUCCGAUUUUGCCUAUAAAAGGCAGAUGGAUUUCAGAAGAAACGAAAAGAGGAAGGCGAAGAAUCUAGGAGAUCAUUGUGAGUUUGGGUUGGAGGAAUCAAGAGCAAUAGAAAGUCCGAUCUUUGUCAUCGGAAUCCGAAGGUUACUGCAGACAUAGGUAUCACUUUGUUUUGAUUUAUUUUCUGUAUAUUAUACCUUGAUAUUAAAUGGGAAUUUGAGUUUGCUUUUGAAUUAGUUGUGAAUUUAUUCUGAGUUUCAUUAGAUGUUUACUGUGCAUUGGGAAUUUCUUGAUUUUGACAUGAAUUUGUGAAAUUAUCGUGUAAAAGGGUUCCGUUGAGCUUGGUUCAGGCUUAGGAUCUGUUUUCCUAU